Mesocricetus auratus (golden hamster) is the source of this 9227-nucleotide messenger RNA. RefSeq names its product RAR related orphan receptor B (gene Rorb). Lineage: Eukaryota; Metazoa; Chordata; Mammalia; Rodentia; Cricetidae. Gene Ontology annotation, cellular component: nucleus. Gene Ontology annotation, molecular function: nuclear receptor activity; RNA polymerase II cis-regulatory region sequence-specific DNA binding; zinc ion binding. The coding region runs from base 634 to 2013 and encodes 459 amino acids. The record is from RefSeq and is a predicted model, not a curated record. Gene Ontology annotation, biological process: regulation of transcription by RNA polymerase II. The transcript has 10 exons.
CUCUCUCCUCUUUCUCUCUUGCUCCCUUCCUCUCUGCAACUGAACAGUGAAAAUUCACAUUGUGGAUCCUCUAACAGGCACAGAUGUCAUGUGAAAACGCACAUGCUCUGCCAUCCACACCGCCUUUCUUUCUUUUCUGUUUCCUUUUUUCCCCCCUUGAUCGUUCUCCCUCUUCUUUGUAACUAACAAAACCACCACCAACUCCUCCUCCUGCGACUGCCCUUCUCCUCCUCCUCAGCCCAAGUGAUCACAAAAGAAAUCUCCGAGCCCGAGGCGGUGGCAUUUUUUUUAAGCAAGCACACUGGAGAGAAAGAGAAAAGAAACAAACAAACAAACAAACAAAAGCAAAACAAAACCCAGGCACCAGCCAGCCAGGACCUUUUUUUCCACCCUGCCUGAAAACAAACAAACAGCCAUCAAAAACAGUCAUCAGCAACAGCAUCAAAACUGUUAGCAUAGCAGCGGCGGCCCCCGUCACGCUGUGGCCACGACGUCUGCCGACAGGGAUGCUUCUCUCGGCGGAGCAGCUCUGCUCAGACCACCUUCUUCCCUCGUGCUGAGCGGGAUUUUUGGGUUCUCUGGGGUUCGGGCUGGGAGCUUCAUGACUACGCGGAGCAGGACAGCGGCCACACCAUGCGAGCACAAAUUGAAGUGAUACCAUGCAAAAUUUGUGGCGAUAAAUCCUCUGGGAUCCACUACGGAGUCAUCACUUGUGAAGGCUGCAAGGGAUUCUUCAGGAGGAGCCAGCAGAACAAUGCCUCUUACUCCUGCCCAAGGCAGAGAAACUGUUUAAUUGACAGAACCAACAGGAACCGUUGCCAACACUGCCGACUGCAAAAGUGUCUUGCCCUAGGAAUGUCGAGAGAUGCUGUAAAGUUCGGGAGGAUGUCCAAGAAGCAGCGGGACAGCCUGUACGCUGAGGUGCAGAAGCACCAGCAGCGUCUACAGGAGCAGAGGCAGCAGCAGAGUGGGGAGGCAGAGGCCCUGGCCAGGGUUUACAGCAGCAGUAUCAGCAACGGCCUCAGCAACCUGAACACUGAGAGCAGCGGCACCUACGCCAAUGGGCAUGUCAUUGACUUGCCGAAAUCCGAAGGAUAUUACAACAUUGAUUCUGGUCAGCCAUCUCCAGAUCAGUCAGGACUGGACAUGACUGGAAUCAAACAGAUAAAGCAAGAACCUAUCUAUGACCUCACAUCCGUACCCAACUUGUUUACCUAUAGCUCUUUCAACAACGGGCAGUUAGCUCCGGGGAUAACUAUGACUGAGAUCGAUCGAAUUGCACAGAACAUCAUUAAGUCCCAUCUGGAGACAUGUCAGUACACAAUGGAAGAGUUACAUCAGCUGGCAUGGCAGACCCACACCUACGAGGAAAUAAAAGCAUAUCAAAGCAAGUCCAGGGAGGCGCUGUGGCAGCAAUGUGCCAUCCAGAUCACCCACGCCAUCCAGUACGUGGUGGAGUUUGCAAAGCGGAUUACAGGCUUCAUGGAGUUGUGUCAGAAUGACCAGAUUUUACUUCUGAAGUCAGGUUGCUUGGAAGUGGUUUUAGUGAGAAUGUGCCGUGCCUUCAACCCAUUAAACAACACUGUUCUGUUUGAAGGAAAAUAUGGAGGAAUGCAAAUGUUCAAAGCCUUAGGUUCUGAUGACCUGGUGAAUGAAGCAUUUGACUUUGCGAAGAAUCUGUGUUCCUUGCAGCUGACUGAGGAGGAAAUCGCUUUGUUCUCCUCUGCUGUUCUGAUAUCCCCAGACCGAGCCUGGCUGAUAGAACCAAGAAAAGUCCAGAAGCUUCAGGAAAAAAUUUAUUUUGCACUUCAACAUGUGAUUCAGAAGAAUCACCUGGAUGACGAGACCCUGGCAAAGUUAAUAGCCAAGAUACCAACUAUCACGGCAGUCUGCAACUUGCAUGGGGAGAAGCUGCAGGUAUUUAAGCAAUCUCAUCCAGACAUAGUGAAUACACUGUUUCCUCCAUUGUACAAGGAGCUCUUUAAUCCUGACUGUGCUGCGGUCUGCAAAUGAAGGGGAUGAGAACUCUCAGUCACGGAAUGCAUCGCCGCUAAGACAAAAGCAAUGUGUUCAUGGAGACUUAAGGAAAAUGUCACUACUGCAACAUUAGGAAUGUCCUGCACUUAAUAGAAUUAUUUUUCACCGCUACAGUUUGAAGAAUGUAAAUAUGCACCUGAGUGGGGCUCUUUUGUUUGUUUGUUUUUGAAAUGAUCAUAAAUAUACAAAUAUAGGACACUGGGUGUUAUCUUUUUUAAUUUUAUUCGGGUAUGUUUUGGAGACCACUGUUUAUAGAAUUUUAUUGUAGAUAUAUACAAGAACAGAGCCGUACUUUACAUGGUUACUUUUCCUGUUGAUUGUUCAAAUAUAAUUUAAGGAAAUUCCACUUACUAGGCUUACCUAUUUCUAUGUUUUUAGAUAGUUGAUGCAUGUGGAAAUUUGUAACUGUCUUGGAAAGUACUGUGCAUGUAUGUAAUGAGUAUAUAAUAUGGAAGAGUAUUAUAUAUGACUAUUACGUAUUCAUGCACUGUGGCUUCAAAUACCGUGCCCACUAGCAAUGGAGGUUCAUUCAGGCUUUCUCGUGUGAUUUACUACUUUCUGUUAUAUGUUACUUUCAUGUUAGACAAUCAGGAUUUUCUUUUCCAGCCAGAGUUUUCACCCAUACAUAACAACAGGAUAGUACCCAUUCAGAAGCAAGUCUACAAAGGAAUCGGUGUAACACAGAGCAGCUUUCUCAAGGCUCCAUCUCGAUCAAUGACUUGAAAGUCCUGACAAGAUGGCACAUGGUGGGGGGGAUGGGGUUUGAAGCCAUUUUCCUGUUCCAGCAAUCAGGCUGUAAACCAGACAAUAAUAUUUCUUAUUUUUUACAACAAUGCAUAAUAUUAGGGUUCCCCCCCCCUUGGAUUUAGAUUUCAAAUUGUGAAAGAAAUUUGACUUUCAUGCUUUUUUUAGCAAAAAAGAAAAAAUAAUCAAUCUAUGGACUAUGACCACCAUCAAUGUUUUCAGAAACAUUUGACAAGAAGGGUAAAAUAAGGCCCCAGUGCUAUUUUGUGCAGACAUUUUCUAACCAUUUUCCCCUAAAGAACAGAAAGAAAUAGAACAUACAAAGCAAAGAAGUAAUUCAUUCCAUUCAUACUCAUUACAAUCUGUUAGGAAACAUGUUAAUAAAAAAGAGAAGGCAAUCUAGAGCCUGGGACCUCUAAUUUUUCAGCUUCAAAAUACUGUAUUAUAAAAAUAGAGCAAAACUGUAAAAGAUUAGAAAAAAUAAGUGUUUUGUUUAUGAGACUGAUAUAUCCCAAAGCCAAAAUUCUUUCCUACACAGAUUGAAAUGGCAUCCUCUGUCCGGACAUACUGGUUAUUUUUUUAGCCACUUAAAAGAGCAGAAUGCAAAGGUGCUCUAUGCAGGGUCUUCACCCAUAUCCCUAUGAAAUUAGCCACCAGAAAAAGCCUUUAAUAUGAUCUAGUCUAAACUAAGACUUUUGAAGAAACAGCUAGGGGACACAUUCAUGUGUAAGACAUCAAAAGCUAUGAUGUACUUUAAGUAUGGCACAGGCCCUAGCUUAUAAAAACCUGCCCUUUGUCCUUACACACACACACACACACACACACACACACACACACACACACACACACACCUGUUUCACUACAUAGAAGCUUUGUUUUUAGUUUCGUUUUUUUGUUUUUUGUUUUUAAUUUCUUAUGCUCUCCUGAAGUUCUUGGUUGAGAGUCAUCUCAAAGACGCCUCAGAACUCUGGAGGACAACCCAAACAGUAGUACUGUUAAUCUUUCCUUUUCAAAAACAGGGGCUUUUCUCACCUCAUGAUUGAUGAAUUCCAAGCCAUUGGGGGAAAACAAAAAGGCUUUAAAAUAAUGAAUCUCUUUUUCAACCACUGUUAUAUUCAAUUAAUUUAACUACAUUGAACCAAAUUACCUUUGGUUCUGAGAAGACAGCUGUAGACUGCUUAUUAUGCUGCUACAGGGACCCAGUUCUUUCUGGUGUAAAUGUCACUCCUGCUAGCUCUUUGUAUAAAGAAUUAAUUCCAAGAGUCAUAUUUCCUUCUAAUGGAAAGAUACUUUUCUGAUUGCUAGGAAAACAGGGUAAUGGAAGGCGCUCAAUUAAACCAAGCUGCUUCCAAAUUUGAUGUAUGUUUUAUGAUUGGCUUGUGAUAGGCAAUGCUUACUGUGUCUACUUGGCAUUCCCCUUUGAGCUUUGAACUCUUGUCAAACUUUGUUUUCAUUGUUCUGUUGGCCCAGAGUUUCCCAUUGUCAGCCUGUAAAUCCCGCUGGGCUGCAAAGGGAGUCAUUUAGUGCCGCCAGUUUACCUUAGAGGAUUUACAUUGGCUUAAUUGAUGAAGUAGCUGAGGAUUUUUUUUCCUCCUUUGCCCCACGGGUGGUGUAGGAAAAGAUUAUUCCCCACAUUUGUCUCAGGGGGUACUGGUUUUGAAAUUGUGUCAUUUCCACUAGCGCUAGCAUUUCAUUGGGACAGCGUGAACCUUUUGAAGCAAAGGGACAGGAAACAGAGCUAGGAGGAACUGAACCAGAACCAAACAGUGGUAACCAGUACGGGCACAGCCCCCUUUCCCUCCAGAGGGGAGAGCUCCAGUUUUGGCUGCAGUUGCCAACCUUUCCCUUAAAAGAGGACCAAGUCAUGUUUUUAAUGGUAAGAAAGCCUUUAAACACUGCCCUUUGAACAGCUCAGUGACUACAUGAAAUUUCAGUAAGAAAAACUCUUUUACCACACACAGUCUCAGCAUGCCGUUCCUUCUGAGAACUGGCUGACGUUCAAAAUGUGCUGGGAUGAGGCUCACUCUGGAAGAAGGAGCUGGGGUCUGUAGUCUCCUUCAUGCCUCAAGGAUGACAAUCACUGCUUGAUGCAGAUGUUGCACUGAAUCUGCUCAGGGAUGCUUCAUAAAAAAGGAAAGAAAAGAAAGGGAAGGAAGGAAGGAAGGAAGGAAGGAAGGAAGGAAGGAAGGAAGGAAGGAAGGAAGAAGAAAAUCCUCGAGAAGGGGAAGGGAUAAACAGGAAGAGACAAUAAAACCUAAGAGGCACAAAUUAAACAUGCCAGUGAGAGACCCUCUCUAACAGCCUUCAGACCAGCCCCAGUGGUGUCGUGGCAGAACAUGAGUGAAAUGCUUUUCUUCUUUGGACCUGCCUAAAAGUGCCACACAAGUAAAGAGAUUAGUUUCUUUCUUAAAGUGAACAAAGAAUAGACCAUCCAGACUGUCCUGCUUAUCUCCCAGUGAAUCCAGGUUUCCCGUGUAAGCCCUUAGCAAAAGAAAUGCAGGAUCUAACUGUCAUAGGACACAGCUGACAGGCUGUGUGAAUGACAAUUCCAGGGACUCUGUACUCUGUAGGAAAAAAAAAAGGCAGAUUUUUUGGAGGGAAAAUGAGAGAUUUCAAAUCUGGGUUGGCAGAUACGAAGAGCCAUGCUGUCUGUGACUUGGCCUUUCUUUAUGUUAGUUUUUCUGGGGAUCUUUUAUUCCCAGAUUAGACACUGAAGGUCAGGAUAUACUUUCCAAACACAUUUCCUGCAUUUUAUUUGUCUUAAUACUUUCUUCAGGGUUCUGGGCUAAAGGACUUCUAAGUCAAAACCAUAGAAUACUGUGGUAUUAGGUGAUUAGAUUCCUCUGGCAGUAGCUGAAAGACUCUAGGCUAUGCCCAACUGGAUAUUAACAAGAGGCAUCAGGGGACAUCAGUGCAUUUCCAUCAUGGCUGCCUUACCAAGCAGGUUAUUUCCCAGCAGGCAAGCUGAACUAUUAGGAGGAAACCUUGGAGAUGCACAGCCACCUCCCACUGGCUCUCCAUAAUGCUGCACAUAAGGGGCUCGAAUUCUAAGAUAACUCUUAGAUCCCAAGGAAAGCUUAAAAUGUUCUUUUUUUUUUCCUUUGCUGUUUGCUUACAUCCUUAGUUUCUCUUUAUUCCAGAAGCAGGAAAUUUUUGGGUGCUGUCAAAUCAUUUUUUCUGGAUCCUUUUCUCCUGUAUUAAUUCUUGUUUCUAUUGAAAUUAUCACAAAGGGGGAGUAGGUUCAGGCAAAGACGUCUCUGUUCUGACGAGGACCGAAAGGUAGCAAUAGCUCUGAAGUGUGUACCUGAGGGAAACCUCUGCAGAAUCCCUUCAUAAAGAGGAGGGAGACGCCACCAGGAUGAAGUGCUAUUUGAUGCUCUAUUUGCAAUUGCUGGUACAUGUGCAAUCAGAAGAAAGGCCUGGUGUGGGGAGCCAUGGGGCCUUUCGGGGACAGGUUAAUAACCCUUUUUCUUCCAGAGAGGAGUAUGUUUCAGAACCAGAGGUACCUGACUGUUUAAAUCAACAGAUAAAAGCUCAAAACCCCCCAAAAUGGCAAGGAACAGAUGCGAAUAGUUUCAGUUGUAGCAAGCUGGCAAGGGAAUGCCCUGCCUAUGACAGGACAGCCACCAUUCGACGAAGGUUGCAUGCUGACGGUGCUUCUGAAUUAUGUACGCUGUCUCAGUUGUAAAUGAUGACAGUUGACUCUGAGCAUAGUAAAGACCAAACAGCCACGUCUCUGAGCAGAAGAGGUUCAUAGACUGCCAGCUUGCCACCUCGGCUUGAUAUCAAAAAUCCUAGUAUCUAGAGGUCUAUUGUGCUGGAGCUGGUCAGGCUAAGUUUGAAGGGAGAUGACAUUAGAUGCUAGUACAGAGGGGGAGAGGAGAAAUCUUGGCCUUCUCAUUCUCAAUUUAGUUUCAAUAUUUACCCAUUACUACGCAGCAAUAUAAUAGCAGGUGGCUUGAACAAAAUAGUAAUUGAAAGAUAAAGGCAAGCCGGUUAAGGAUGGCUUACAAAAGACACUUCCAUAUGUCCUGCCGAGCUCCACUGUGGAAGAGCCCAAGAGAACUAGGUUUCUUGUUCAUUUUUUUUCUGAAAGUCAGAUGUAUAACUUUUAUGUUUUUGAGCCUGUACAUGUGUCCUUAAAUGUAUGGCUUCAAAUCUGUGACACUCUCCCAGUUUCUCUUAGCUAUACAUUUCGCAGCAAUUUAUUCUAUCAUCGAGAUAGCCUCGCCCCCUUGUUCUGAAGUGCAGGUCACCGGCUCCUACACAGCAGGUGGGACUGUCUGUCUGUGCACUUUUUUCCUAAGCUGCUGAAAUUCCUCCGAGGUGAACUGGUCACGGCAACCGUUGCUUCCCGCACGACCAAAGCACAGCCUCCAGGGGAUCAGAGAAACCAGGCCAGUGGUUGUUCUCAGAGCCAGAACUAAAGCACAAAGAUUACUGGAAUUAAAUAAGACCAACAAGGAGAAGUGCAGGUUGUCUGCACCCCUGUUGGCAGCAUGAGGCUCACAACACUUACAUUCUGGCUGUGUCGAAUGGUGAACACCCCCACGUCACCAGCACAGCCAGACAUAGACACCCAUGAGGAAUGUCAGAAAGCCACAAGCCCCACACCCAAGCACAGCACCAUUUGCUCCAGCCCAUCAACACACACCCAAGAAUGAAAACUACACCCACAGAGAACUGAGUAUGUAUUGUAGAAAUGUAGAGGAAAAAUAAAAAAUAUUUUUUCAAAUGUAAUUACUUUUAAUAUAUGCUUGUGGAAGGUCUAAUACAAUGUAUGCUGUCUCUGUAAUUUUUGCUGUAAAUAACUAGAGACGGUGAAUACACUGAUUUUUCUAUGUCUCAGUUUAAGCUUAAGACUUUGUAACACUUUUUUAGAGGGGGGUAAACAACAAAGAUAAAAUAUGUACUUGCUUCCUUCCUGAGUGUUAUGUACCUCUCAGUUUUUAAAAUGGAAAACGGUUGUAAUGGUUUAAGCAUCUUGACGGGUCAUCAGUGUUAAGUAUAUGCUUCUUUUUGUAAUACAACUUAGAAAGGGACAGGGCUAUCAAUUAACUGCUCCAAAGAAUUCAGUAUUGAAGAUUGGCCUAAGACCUACAAACUCUAUCUAAACUAGACAAUAUGAAAAAGGAAGACUUAAAAAAAAAGACUGUUGUCUAAGUGAAGUCGUCUUUCCUCGUAGCAAAUGGCUCUGUCCAAAUGCAUUUUGCAUGGAAUAGCUUAAGGAAAACAAACCCUGCUUUCUGAUGAACAAAAUAUUUUUGUACGUGUUUAUUUCUUUUUAAUGACUUGAGGUCAGAUCACUCAUUCGCUGAAGCCAUAACUGACCUCCACCAAAUAAAUGUUGUAAAGAAGCUGGGGGAGGGUUGGGGAGAGACUGAGAGGUAGGAAAAAUCUGAGAUGGGGUGAAGAUAACAACACAGGCAAGAGCAGGGCCAGUGAAACUGAUGUUUUUCCUGCAUCCCAAAUAAAAGGCUAGUAUUUUAUGAUGACCGAUUUAUAAAAUAAAAAGAUAUUUAGAUUUAAAUGAGACGUUCCAAUAUUUUUGAAAUCCCUGACAAUGCUCCCUCGCUUUUAGGAUUGAGAUAAAUGAUUUUCCUGUCCUUCUGAUGUUCUGAGAUUUAAUGCUUCUGCCACAGCUCCAGCCUACAGUACAAGGUGCAGAGCCACUGAGUCCAGAGGUGAAGCCCAGGACUGUCCGGGUCUUGGCUGUGCCUACUCCACAGCUGCACCUGGAGGAGCAGCCUGGAAGGUAUAGCUUGCUCCUCCUUAGCAUGCACACCACUGCUGGCAAUGCCCCCAACGCUGCAUUGCCACAAGUAUGUAAAAUAAAAGCAUUCAUUCUGAAAAGCUAAGUAUACUUUAAAAAAAAAGAGCAAUGUCUCCUGUAGUCAACCACUGAUUCUUCAGGAGCUGAAUUAUGCUAUUACCAUAUACUCUUACCAGCCUGUAGAGGCAAAAGACAAACUACAAAUAAACCCAGUGAUAUAUGUAGUUUUUAAAUCUACAAUUUUCUGCUCUCUCUCUGUCUCUCUCUCUUUCUCUCUCUCUCUGUCUCUCUCUCUCUUUCUGUCUCUCUCUCUCUGUCUCUCUCUCUCUGUCUCUCUCUCUCCUCCCUUGUUUAAUAUAUAAGCCCUAAUUUCUGUGUAUGUGAGUAAAAAACUGCAGCCUGAGUCAUUUAGGAAGUAAGCAUUGAAUUUUUUAAUUAUAAAUAUAAUAGAUUAAAGCAGCACUCCCUAACAACUAAAGAGAGUUUUAUAUUACUUUAGAAUGUAAUGGGAUUUGUCCUUAUUUUAUGUCCUGUAAAUUAUUAGUUGAAUACUGUUAGCAUUCCCAGAUAAUGCACACAUGAUUUCUGAAUGUUUCCUGUAAAUGACAAUCAAUGUUUAUGACCUUCCCUCCUUCAAUGCUGAACAAAUUAAAAGAAGAAAAAGAAAAUAAAA